Effrenium voratum is the source of this 1839-nucleotide messenger RNA. Lineage: Eukaryota; Dinophyceae; Suessiales; Symbiodiniaceae. The record is from the annotation of a GenBank genome assembly.
AUGCAGCGGUCUUCACAAGAGGCCAACGUGAUUGGCGCCCCAGAUGCUGCCGACGAUGAGAGCCAGGAUGUGCCCAUGCUUCCCCAGCUUUGGGGCUUCCCAGUGCUGGAGACGCUGGAGAGCAAAACAGGCAGAAGAUUCUGCAGCAGCCGCGCAUCUCGCAUAGCUCUUCUGUUGUUGCUGGUGUUCCUGGUGUGUUGUGGCUGCAUCCUGUCCUCCGUGCUCGUCACCGUGGCGGCGCUGUCGCGGCUGUAUCGGCGCCCCGCCGAGAUGUGCCCUGGGUACCUGCGGCACGCGCUGUGCAACUGGGGCGAGGCCUUCGGCGGGUCUUCGGGGCCCAAGGCGGCGCUGGCCAUCUCGGAGGCCAACGCGCUGUGGAGGCCCAACGAGACCAGCGCCAUGGCGGGGGCCGUGGCCCGGCUGCAGGAGUUGGGACCUCGGGCAGACCAGGACUUCUGCGACUUUGUGGAGGAUUGGAUGCCCAGACUGGGCUUCAACGGGCUCAUUGACCUCGUGGAAGCCUUAGAGCAGGCAGACGAAAGUGGGGCCAGCGGCGUCUGGGACGUGAGCCUGGAGGAUUUGCCGCAGGGUGUGCUGAAUGCAGCUGAAGACUGGAAGCACGACCUGGGCUCCUAUGUCGUUGCCCGCCUACAGCAGCAUCCUGUGCCGCACCGAGACAUGUACUUGGAAGAUGCGGUGGAAGUGGCUGGAUCUUUGAAACUGGGCGGGGCACCUUUGCAUGCCAUGACCUGGACGAGUAUGCUUGACUUCGUCCGAUCGCGUGGAAACGCCACGGGGCUUUGGAGCUUUGUCCAGGACAACAUUUGCUUCCGCUUCCAGGAGCUGCCCGAGCUGUUCGUGCACUGCAUCCAUGGCCUGGGGCAUGGGGCAAUGGCGUCGGCUGUGCUGCUGUCAAUGGACGAGAGACAGCGGAAGGAGUUUGAGGAUUUGCAGCCGUGUCCCCAACUCCGAGAUGGCACCUCAGACCUGCGUAUGUCGUCUCAAAUGCUGAAAUCGGCGCUGGACAUUUGCGCCACGGCCCCCGCGAAGCAGCUUGGCUAUGUCUGUGCUGGCGGGGUCUUCAUGGAGUUUUGGAAGUCCCGGGGCGACGAGUGGACGCCCAAAUAUGACGACACCUUCUCAGCUCCGGUGAGGAUUCAGGAGGCAUGGCUGGCUCCGCAGGCACCGCCAGAUGGAACCCAAGAUGACGACUGGAGGUUCGAGCACACCUGCGCCUUUGCUGCCUUUCCAGCCACCUGCUUUCGCUUCGAGCCUGGUUUGGGGGCUGAGGGUCAGAAGGAGCGCUUCAAGGGUCUGGAGGAUGUGUCAGUGGAGGAGCCCUGCACCCAAAGCGCCUGGAGCUCGCAGGUGGUGUGGGGCCGCAAGCAGCUGCGCGGCUGCAUCCUGGGCCGGGCCUUCAACCUCUACAUGGACUUCGACACCUGGCGCCACGGGACGUUCGCCCAGCACACCGGCAAGACCAGCCGUCAACGGCUGAAAACGCUGCGGGAGUGGUGCAGCAUGUACGAGCCCCCAGGCGCCAUGGCGCCAAUCAACAGCUCGUUUCCUUUCCAGCUGAAGCGGCCAGUCUUGCCGCUAGUGCGGAGCUAUGGCAACUGGCUGGCGUGCAUUGCAGGAUGCAUGGCAAAUGUGGCCUUCAUUGUGGAGAAUGAUGCCGUUGAGGACUCUGUGGUGGAGGACCACUGCCAGCAGAUCGAGGAUCAGCGUGGGCGGCGGCUUUGUGUGGAGAUCGGGCUGAGUCGCCACUUAAGAAAUGCAUCAGAGAUGCACAUUUGGCCGACAGACAUCCUUGAGAAUGACCAGGUUCUCCCGGACUAG